CUUUCUCAUAUCAAUCCUUCUUCCUGUCGAUCCAUAGAGAAAAUGGCGACUCUGUGAAUGUAGCAAAUAUUCGCCGCGAUUUUACCGUAUUUUGUGGACAUUCUGGGACCAAGGUUGUGAAGAGUAGUGAUGAGUUCGACGCGGACUGGUGUGAAAAGGACACGGAGAAGACCCAGGCCCAAAUCGGCCACGGUUUCUGCUCCGGUGGCGGGUCCCUCCUCUUCUAGAACAUCAUCAACCAGCAGUACUGUAGAAGCCAGUCAUCCAUACAGGCUGCGAAGGAAAAGUCGAGUGGGACUUCAGCAGCCCGCCUCCGGUGGCGCCCAGAGCGACCAUGACAGUGACGUUGGCCUUCCCGUCCGCCAGCCAAAGCGAUCACGGCUGUCCAUUCCAGAACAAGACCAUGGCCCCCUAAUCAGCUGGCUGCAGGAGGAGGUGCCUGAUGAGGUCCUGCUGAAGAUCAUGAGUUACCUGAAGGAGAAGGACCUGUGUCGAGCCGCGCAGGUCUGCAAGCGCUGGAACACCCUCACCAACGACCCCACAAUAUGGAAAAAUCUUUACACUGCAGUGUUUGAAUAUACCCAGCCCAUGAUGCACCCGGAGCAUGGAAAAUUCUACUUUGUCAAGCCAGAAGAAUAUAACUGUCCCAACCCUUGGAAGGACAGCUUCCGCCAAUUGUACAAAGGUGUCCAUGUAAAACCUGGUUAUGCAGAACACUAUCACAACAAUGCUGACCGGUACAAGGGCAGAGAACACAUGUUGUAUUAUGACACCAUUGAGGAUGCGAUGGGAGGAGUGAAUGAGUGCCACCAUGAAGGGCUGAUCUUCGUCCACUCUGGGAUCUACCAGGACGAGUGGAUCUACGUGGAAUCUCCCGUCACCAUCAUCGGGGCAGCUCCAGGCAAGGUGGCGGAACAUGUGGUUAUCGAGAACACCAGAGACUCCAGUAUUGUGUUCAUGGAGGGAUGCGAGGAUGCUUUUGUAGGAUUCAUGACAAUCAGAUUUUCCCCAGAGGACUCCUCAGCGACCCACCACCACGCACACCACGCCGUGGAAAUCAACACCAACUGCCGACCGAUCAUCAGUAACUGUAUCAUACGCAGCUCUUCCACAGUUGGGUCGGCAGUGUGUGUGACAGGCAGCGGCGCCCAGCCCACCAUCCGCAACUGUAACAUCAGUGACUGUGAGAACGUGGGACUGUACGUUACGGAUCACGCACAGGGCUUUGUUGAAGACUGUGAGAUCAGCGGAAACGCGCUGGCUGGAAUCUGGGUGAAGAACUACGCCAACCCCAUCAUGAGACGUAACCACAUCCACCACGGACGGGACGUCGGCGUCUUCACGUUCGAGAAGGGGAUGGGUUAUUUCGAGCAGUGUAACAUCCACCACAACAGGAUCGCAGGGUUUGAGGUGAAGGCCGGCGCUAACCCCACCGUGGUGAACUGUGAGAUCCACCACGGACAGACCGGCGGCAUCUACGUCCACGAGAAGGGGCGCGGACAGUUCAUCGACAACAAAAUCCACUCCAACCAGUUCGCUGGGAUCUGGGUAACGUCACAUAGUGAUCCGACCAUUAGGGGCAAUUCCAUCUUCAAUGGCAGACAGGGUGGAGUGUACAUCUUUGGUGAUGGCAGAGGGCUUAUAGAAGAAAACGACAUCUACGGAAACCAGCUAGCAGGUAUCCAGAUCAGAACCAACAGUAAUCCCAUCGUCAGACGAAACCGUAUCCAUGACGGACAGCACGGCGGCAUCUAUGUGCAUGAAAAGGGCCAGGGCAUCAUAGAGGAGAAUGAAGUACACAGCAACACGCUGGCCGGGGUGUGGGUCACCACAGGCAGCACUCCUGUCCUCAGGAAGAACAGGAUCCAUAGUGGGAAGCAGGUUGGUGUGUACUUCUACGAUAAUGGCCAUGGAACUCUAGAGGAGAACGAUAUCUACAACCACAUGUACUCUGGUGUGCAAAUAAGAACAGGCAGCAAUCCUCUCAUCAAGAAGAACAAGAUCUGGGGUGGCCAGAAUGGUGGAAUCCUGGUGUACAACAGCGGCCUAGGCAUUCUGGAAGAGAACGAGAUCUUCGACAACGCCAUGGCGGGGAUCUGGAUCAAGACGGACAGCAACCCCACCCUCCGCCGCAACAAGAUCCAUGACGGACGGGACGGCGGGAUCUGUAUCUUCAAUGGAGGGAGAGGUGUCCUGGAAGAAAACGACAUCUUCCGCAAUGCCCAGGCUGGUAUCCUCAUCAGCACCAACAGCCACCCAACCCUCAGGAAGAACCGAAUCUUCGACGGCUUUGCUGCCGGCGUGGAGAUCACCAACAAUGCCAGCGCCACGCUAGAACACAACCAGAUCUUCAACAACAAGUUUGCAGGGCUGUGUCUUGCCACUGGGGUCAAGCCUGUCAUGAAAGAUAACCACAUAUUCGACAACAAAGAUGCCAUUGCCAAGGCGGUCGCUCGUGGCCAGUGUCUCUACAAGAUCUCUUCCUACACAUCAUAUCCCAUGCAUGACUUCUAUAGGUGCUCCACAUGUAACACGACAGAACGUAACGCCAUCUGUGUGAACUGCAUCCGCAAGUGUCACCGCGGACACCAGGUGGAGUUCAUCAGACACGACAGAUUCUUCUGCGACUGCGGGGCGGGGACCCUCUCGAACUCCUGCACGUUUGCAGGCGAGCCGACCCGCAACACGGACUCCGUGUACAACUCCGCCCAGCCCGAGGAAUCGGACACUGCUUAACUAGCUCCCUCUUGUGGACAAGAGACUAAUAACACCAUUUUAUCCCGAAUGAGGCACCGUUCUCUGGAUGGACCAUGGCUAUAAUGGUUGUCCCUUACCCUGCAGUGUUGUAUACAGGACAACAAGAGAACUUUGUACAGUUUAUGAUGAUUUUUUGUAGAAUCAUCCUGCAAUAUUGUGAUAGUCAUCUGCUCCACGUGGGCUGUCACCCACCAGGUAUCUUGUGGUAGAUCCAUCUUUGAAUUCUCUGAAAUACAUGCCAGUGUUAAAGAUAAGGAAGGACAAAGAUAGUCGGACCCUCCAAGAAGCAGCAACUCAAAGAUGCCUCUGCCGAGAUCUUUCACAUCAGAGGGAGGGAGGAUGGCUAUUCCAUCAACUUCACAUGUUGCCAACUUUUCAAAUGUAUCAGUAAAGUUGUUGCAGGUAAAGAGAAAUUGAAAACAGGCUGGUAUCCAGACUUUCCAUUGCUGUAAACGUCUCCAUCAAAGUUCUGUAAAGGAAAACUUUUUUGCUUUGGCCUCAGACAAACCAUUCCUCCUCGAAGUGGAAUUAUCCUCGUAAUUGGUUCCUUAUUUUGCAUAUUGUAUAAUUUCACUUGUCAUCGGAAUGUUUUGAGAUAUUUUAAUUUGUAUUUUAUGUUUUUCCUUUUUAUGAUUUUUUCUUAUGUUAGCUCAGCCAAAUGGUAGUUUAUUUUGAUGUAAUUGCAUUUGAUGGCGGCAGCCCUGAUUUGUUCUACUUCUUUGCCACCACGUUGCCAAACUACUGAGUUCAUGUUUAGCCUUGUCAUUGUUGCUACGUGCUGAUUUUGUGUCAUGAAUUCUGGACGGCCCAGUACUAGAUUUUCCUCCGCGCUAUUUAAGUCACUGCUGCAAGCAGGCCUAGUAAUCUCUAACGUCAGCUGUCGCGCUCUUUUUAACCCUAAUUUAUCAGCACAUUGCUGGUUUUGUAUAUUAGGCAAUAAGCAUUUGUAUGAAAGCAGAUUUAAUUUAUUAGUGUGGUAGGCUUACGGUGACUCUGCUUUGGACCAAUGGUGCCUGUACCCUCACUACUCUUGCUGUUUUUGUUGUCUAUGGUCAUUCAUAUUAACCAAAGCACGUGACGUCAUUGUACAUUGUAAUUAUGGUGAUAUCCAUAGUAAUUAUUGUAUACCUCACAGUAGGACGUAGUGUCAGCCGUGACUCGCAGGUAGACAUGAAUAUUCAGAGAAAGUUUCUGAAAGAAUGUCUAGGAAUGUUGCACCUCAUGUACCUAAAGCAGUAGCCAUUAAAUAGCCUCAUGUAAUUUCCUAUA
Molecule: messenger RNA, 4026 nt
Organism: Branchiostoma floridae (Florida lancelet)
Lineage: Eukaryota; Metazoa; Chordata; Leptocardii; Amphioxiformes; Branchiostomatidae
Product: F-box only protein 11-like
Exons: 22
Coding region: 130-2736 (868 amino acids)
Biological process (GO): protein ubiquitination; ubiquitin-dependent protein catabolic process; regulation of apoptotic process
Molecular function (GO): zinc ion binding; protein binding
Source: RefSeq, a predicted model, not a curated record